Messenger RNA from Diospyros lotus (date-plum), 1260 nucleotides. RefSeq lists its product as uncharacterized. The record is from RefSeq and is a predicted model, not a curated record. The transcript is spliced from 3 exons. The coding region runs from base 1 to 1260 and encodes 419 amino acids. Lineage: Eukaryota; Viridiplantae; Streptophyta; Magnoliopsida; Ericales; Ebenaceae.
AUGCAUUUUGGCAACGUUACUACAAACAGGGCUGAGAGUGCACAUGCAAAGUUGAAGAGACAUCUUGGAUCUUCUCAAGGUGACUUAGAGUCAUCAUGGACAAUUAUCAACAGUCUUAUUGAGUUACAACAUGUAGAGAUUAAGGGGUCGUUUGAAAAAAGUUUAAUGUUGGUGCAACAUAACUUCAAGCCAGCAAUUUUUAGAGAAUUGCGAGGUGUUAUAUCGAGAAGUGCAUUGAAUAUGGUACUAAUGCAGUUGCAACUUGCUCAUAAAAUUGGGAUAGACAAAGUUUCAUGUGGAUGUGUGAUUAGAAGCACAUAUGGUUUACCUUGUACACAUGAAAUUACAGAGUUCAUGGUAACGAUUGAGCCAGAAAUAGAGAGUAUAUAUAAAAUGUUUUAUUCAGAACCGGGGCCAGUGAAACAAGUAUUAAAGCAAAAGUUGAGAGAAAUAGUUAAUCCAGACACAACUUCACUACAACCACCAACCAUAAAAGUUAGGACGAAGGGUAAGCCAACAUCGAAGAAGAAAAUUCAGAUUGAUACAUCCACCAAACGUGAUCCGUCCUUAUUUGAAAUAGUUCAAUCUGGUCAAGAUAGUAGAUCCCUAACAACAUGGAUAUCCAAGAGAAACACCAACCGACUCAAGGGGUAUGAUGAUUGUUUCCCACCACAAAUACAACCGUUCUUGCAUAGUAUUGUCAAUGUAGAAUCAGAUGGACAUUGUGGAUUUCGCGCGAUAGCAGGGUUACUUGGUAUGAGUGAGCACAAUUGGAGAGAUAUUCGUUUUAGUCUAAUAGGAGAGUUGCAAUCUUUUCGUGCGAUGUAUACGCAAUUAUAUGGAUCAGAAAUGCGUGUAGAUGAGUUACUACAUAUAUUGUAUUGCUUUGAUAACAUUGCACCGUGCGAGCAUUGGAUGACUUUACCUGACAUGGGCCAUUUAGUUGCUUCAAAAUACAAUGUCGUAUUGGUGCAUUUGUCACGGAUCCAGUGUUUUACAUAUCUUCCACUCAGAUCGAUCCCUCCUCCAGCAGUACAGCACAUGAUGAUUACUAUAGGAUUUGUGAAUGAUUGUCAUUUUGUGCAGGUAUUCCUUAAGCCAAGGUCACCAAUUCCUCCUAUCGCACUGAAUUGGUACAGAUUUCGAUGUGAUAAUGCACGUGAUUGGGAAACGCCAUACAUAUCCAGAAUUCAAGCAUUUUUGUCUCUAGUAGGUCAAGAUGUGGCAACACAGGAAGUUUUUGACUUAUCUGACACAUGA